UGUCAGUUUACUUCCGGCACGAAAAGUUCAUAGUAUUAGUUAGUACUUAUAUACUAAAAGUCUAGGAGGAAGAAGAUUUCCGAGGAAAAAAUCCAAGACCAAAAUGACCUCCGGUGGAAUUUGCCUAGGGCGUCUUUCAGAAGAACGCAAGGCGUGGCGAAAAGACCAUCCUUUUGGUUUCGUUGCUCGUCCAGUCAAAAACCCAGAUGGUACGCUUAACCUUAUGAAUUGGGAGUGCGCUAUUCCUGGCAAAAAAGGGACACCAUGGGAGGGGGGCGUUUAUAAAUUGACAAUGAUUUUCAAAGAUGAUUACCCAUCAACUCCACCAAAAUGUAAAUUUGUUCCACCACUUUUCCACCCAAAUGUCUAUCCCUCAGGAACAGUGUGUCUCUCAUUGUUAGAUGAUGAGAAGGAUUGGAGACCAGCAGUCACAAUAAAACAGAUUCUUCUUGGAAUCCAGGACUUAUUAAAUGACCCAAAUGUAAGGGACCCUGCACAGGCUGAGGCUUAUACAAUUUUCUGCCAAGAUCGCACCGAGUAUGACAGGCGGGUACGGAAACAGGCUGAAAAUCACAAACCAACGGACCAUCUAUCUUAAUUGGAAAAUAUCAUGUGUAUAUCUAUCGGAAAUCUUGUGAACUGAACAAUGAACAUUGUGGAUUGAAUCUGAAUGGCAUCGAUGUCGACAAACUCAUUCGAAGAAUUUGAAUGGAUAAUGCAUUUAUUCCCUAUGGCAAUGUCUACGAUGGUCAAUAGGAAAAAGACUGCGCUGUUCAUGAAAUCUUUUCAGUAACUAUUUGUCACUUGUCGUGGCAGUUUAGGGUUGGGUGGUCUGCUCACCACGCCUGUUGGGAAGACUAAGUGCCCAUUCCAGAGCCAAUUCAAAGUGUGGUUACAUGGGGAACCACUCUGAUAAAUAGAAAAUUAAAUGGAUCUUGGAUUUCAUGAAUUUUACACACUAUUGACUCUGAUUUCUAUAAGUUUCAACUCCCAACGGUCAAUUCACUUAACUACAGAUUUGGGGUCAGAAAUGCCAGGCUAUUUCUUGAUUUCUUUUAAAAGAAAUGAUUGUGUGUGUUUGUACUGGGGUUUUUUGUCGUAUAUUCAUUACUAGUAGUACUAUUGGCUGUUCUUGGUAAUUUGAAGGGUUCAGCUGUUCCAAAAUAAUCUGGGGCCUUUGAUUCAGUUUUUAGCCCUUCCAUCCAUCCGUGGACAAAUUGGUCAUUUUGUAACCGUAAGACCUGGGCACUUCAAAUCUGGCCGUCGGGAAGAACAGCCGAAGAUAUGCUGCUGACAGAAAAAAAGGGGGCAAAACCCGUAAAUUACACCAAAAAAUAUUGUUGCUUUAUUCCCACAGAUAGAAGUUUGAAAUAAAGUUGAAGAGGUCUGCAUAA
This is a messenger RNA of Lineus longissimus, 1394 nucleotides long. Its product is annotated as SUMO-conjugating enzyme UBC9-B-like. The record is from RefSeq and is a predicted model, not a curated record. Gene Ontology annotation, biological process: protein sumoylation. The transcript has 7 exons. Gene Ontology annotation, cellular component: nucleus. Bases 104 to 598 code for a protein of 164 amino acids. Lineage: Eukaryota; Metazoa; Nemertea; Pilidiophora; Heteronemertea; Lineidae. Gene Ontology annotation, molecular function: SUMO conjugating enzyme activity.